CAGUCGUUUUCAAUAUGUCGGACAAUCCCGAAAAUACAGAUCCAAAAGCGCAGGAAAGAGAGGAUGGUACAAAGUCCCGCACGCUAAAAGAUGCGACACAUAAACUUAAAGCAGAAGCUUUAAGACGUUAUCAGCUUGGAGAUGCAAAGUAUGACAGCGAAGGCGCUAAAACUGAUGAUGGGCGCCAAGGUUCGUCUUCUGAUAAGAAUGUUGGAGACACCGAAAAGGACGGUGAAAAAAUUGAUUCAGAAAACCCAGAUUCUCCGAGCAAGGGAAAAGAUGAUGAUUUGAAUGGCGACAACGCCAACGACGAAGAAAGUCGAGAAGAUGAAAGUUUUGGUGGGGAUUCCUCGAAACCAAACGAAGGCAACGCUUUAGAGGAUUCUGUUCAUAGCAACAACAUGAAAUCUGAUAAAGAAAACGUUCAGAGAUCUGAAAUAUCCGAGAACGGAGGCGGUGAAACUAGUACUGAUGUCAAAGAUAAAGAUAUAAACAAUGGAAAUGAUUCAGUUCGGGAGGGAGAAAUAGCAAAUGAAAUCUCUAAACCUCAAAGUGAAGACACUUCGCGGGUUUCAAAUUCUCAGGACAAACCAGUACAUGUUCGUGGUUCGAGGCCUGGCUCGGCGAGUUCACGACCAGGCUCGGGCAAAGAAAGGCCAACAUCAGAGUCUGAAGGGUUUAAGAAAGGGGAGGAAGGCUAUCAGAAACCUAGCCGCAGACCUGGAUCAAGAGAUGGUGACAGGUCCAGACCAGGAUCAGGUGCUGACAAGAGGGCCAAGGAGGAAGAACAAAACCAACAAUUAGCCAGUGGUAGGGGUGGGUCUGGUAUUGGGAGGAGGUCUCGACCACAGUCAGGAGAUAAAGGAGGAGCUGCAGACCAGGAAAGUGGUGAUGUCACCCAAGAUGGGUCUACCAUAGAAAGUCCUGGGGAUGCUAUUGCUCAGAAAGAUGGGGCUCUUAUUGGUGAUGAAAUUGUUCAAACUGCAGAUGGUCUUUCUCAAUCCAAAACAAAUGGGGGUGAAAUAAAAGAAGGUGGUACGGCAGCCAGAGAUGAUGCUUCCCUGGUAAAAAUUAAUGAAGGUGUAUCUCAAACAGAAGGCAAGGAUUUGAAUGAACAGGGGCAAGGUCACCAUAGUGAUAAAUCAGUCUCAGAAAAUGUAAUAGCUGAUAACAACACAGAAACAGUAAGUGUAGAAAACAGCUCUAAAUCAAAGCAGACAGGUGAUCAUGACAAAAUAAGUGAUGAUGUGUCACCACCCACAAGCGAGGAAGCAAAAUCUAAAGAUGUUGGUGAGGAUUCUAAACAAAAUCAUGACUCUCUUUCUAACAAUAAACAGGAUCCUGCAGUGGCAGAAGGAAAUAAAGAAGAAAAUGAAGGGGAAAAUUCUAAAGAAAGCAAAGGGGAUAAGGAGAAAGCAGAAAGUUCUGAUGGGGGAGGACAAGUUAAUGCUGAGUCAGAUGGAAAGGAAGAUUCAUCAGGAGCCAUGCAAACUGAUGAUAGUUCAAAGGACAGCAAGGAGCAAAUUGUCAGAACCAACAAAGGUGAAUUAUCAACUGAACCUGGUGAAGGUAAGAAAGAACAGGAGGAUGAUGCAGGAAAAUCAGAAUUGGAAGAAGGAGAAAGCAGAAAAGCAGUUAAAAGAGCUGAUCAGGAAGGUGGAGAUGAAGGUCACACAGGGGAAUCUUCUGAUGCAAAAGUUAAAGAGGAGGGUAAAGAAGGUGAUACAACUACAGGAGAAGCUGAUGAAACGAAAAAGGAUGAGAGUGAAAAAAAGAAGAAGAAGAAAAAAGCAAAGAAAGAAGGAGAGGAAAAGCAGGAGAGUUUAGAAGAAGAUGGCGAAGAGAAAGCAGAUGGAACUGGAAAAGGAGAUGGAGAGGCACAACCUGGUGAACCAAAACAGACUGUACCAGGAGAUACAGAAGAAGAGGCUGAAAGAAUUCUACCAGAUGACUUCUAUUAUGAUUUUGAUGAAUUAGUCUCAAAGGCAUUUUCAACAGAGGGAAUCCCAUCAGCAUUGUUAUCAUUUUACCAUUCAUUUGGGUUUGAAUGUACCAAGAGAUCAAACCUCCAUGUCCUGGAUGAAAAUUGUGUUUUGUUCUCUGCUGGAAACUCGGUAGAGAUUCUCAAUCUAAAGACACAGGAGCAGACUCACAUUAGAACAACGGGAGGAGGUGGAAUUGGGGCUGUUGCAGUCCAUCCCAGCAGAAAAUAUUUUGCAGUAGCAGAAAAAGGAGUGAAGCCUAACAUCAAUAUCUUUGAGUAUCCUUCUCUGAAGCUCCACCGAAUCCUUCGUGAUGGGACUGAAGAAGCUUAUGCCCACUUGGACUUCUCCCCUAAAGGGGACAAACUUGCUUCUGUUGGCAGUGCACCAGACUAUAUGUUGACUGUAUGGGACUGGAGAAAUGAACAGGUUAUUCUUAGAUCCAAGGCUUUCUCACAGGAUAUUUACAAAGUAGCAUUUUCACCUGAAGACGAGGGACACUUGUGUACUAGUGGCUCAGGACAUAUUAGAUUUUGGACCAUGGCAAGCACAUUCACUGGACUGAAGCUACAGGGACAAAUUGGAAAGUUUGGUGCCAAAGAAAUCUCUGAUAUAGAAGGUUUUGUUGAGCUUCCUGAUGGUAAAGUACUUUCUGGAUCAGAAUGGGGCAACAUGUUACUCUGGGAUGGUGGUCUAAUUAAAGUGGAAAUUUCCAAGAAAGGCAGGAAACCUUGUCAUGUUGGUAUGAUUGAACAGUUCUUUAUGGAUGAAGGUGAACUCAUGACCAUUGGUGCUGAUGGUUUUGUGAAAGUCUGGGAUUUUGAGAGCAUUGACAAUGCUGACACCACAGAGGAGGGGCAGCUGUUUGAAAUGGACCCAAUGUAUGAGCUGAAGGUUGGCACUGAUGUCAAACUCAUGUCAAUGGUCAAAGCUGUGAAUACUGAAGCACCAAUCUGGUAUGCUCAGGAUGCCACAGGUGGUAUAUGGAAACUUGAUCUGUCAUUUACUCACACUAGCCAUGCACCAGAGAGGAUGUACUUUUACCAUGCAGGACCAAUCACUGGCCUUGAAACUUCUCCUGUUGCUCAUUUUGUGGCUACAAUUGGAGUGGAUCAUACUGUGCGAGUUUAUGACUACCUCUCCAAGGCACCAAUGUGCCAGGCUAAAUACAAUUCAGGAGGUUCCAGUCUUUUGUGGGUUCCUAAAGUGGUUGAUACCAAAGGUACCAAACUACUUGCUGGUUUUGCGGAUGGUGUGGUUCGGUUGUUAGCACUGAAUAAGGUGGAUCCUUCCCAACUGAGAACUAAAAAGUCCAAGCAGAAAUAUGAGCUCAAUUUGGAGCAAGUUUUUAAACCACACACCAAGGCAGUCACUGUAUUAACUAUCGAUGAGCAAGGAGAAAUUCUGGCCACUGGGAGCGAGGACUGCACAGUUUUCUUCUUCACUGUUGCUGAAACUUACAAACCGAUAGGAUUCAUUGAGACUGCUUCUCCAGUUGUGUCUAUGGAAUGGUCAAACGAACCUAAGGCUCCAAAGAGCGUACUCAUCAGCUGUAAGGAUGGUACAGUUCUUCACGUCGAGGCUCCUGAUCCUGGCAAAUAUGACACGAGUAAGACGUUCCACCUCCCCCUGACUAAUCUGAAGACCAAGGAGUACCACUUCAAGAGUGUCAAGGAUAAACUUAGGAAAGCUGAAGAAGAAGCGCAAAAGGCGAAAGAGGAAGAAGAGAAUAGGAAAAAGAAAGAAGCAGAACGAGCGCGGCGGCGUGCACGAGGAUUGGAAGAGGAAGAAGAACAGGAAGAAGAAAAAAAAGAAGACGGACAAGACGGAGAAGAACAAAAGGAAGAAGAGGAGAACGAAGAGGAGCAACAUAAAGAACCAGGAGAAAUUAUUAAAGGAUUUUACCACGGCAAAACGGAGAAAUUCUGGAUUUCAAUGGGCGGUUGGGAUGCAGGGUAUAUGUACCAGUGUGAAUUUGAUGAUGGUAAAAAACCGCUUCCUGCAGAAGGGCAGGAGGACACCCGAGAUGAACCCGUGAAAUCCAUACCCGUGGACAACAGCAAUGAUACGCCCAUUAGAUCUGUGUGGUUCAGUCACUCAGGUAAAUUCCUCCUUUUUGGCAUGGACGAUGGAGUUCUUCGUAUUCAUCCUCUAGACGGAUCGAACGACUUUGAAAACUUCAGCAAUUUUUGGGCGCUUAAUGUGCACGACAACCAUCAUGGAGGAAUCCGACACAUAAAGACCAGCUUUGAUGAUAAAUAUGUCUUCACUGCUGGAAUGGAUGGUAACUUCUUUGUGUUUCGCUUCAUGGAUAAAGCUGUGAAAGGCCUGAAAGUGUCUCAUAAGGUGUCCAUACCCUCGGCAAAGAAGCUUAUUGGAGAAGAAGGUGAAGAGAUAGUGAAGAAGAUAGACGAUAUUGAUGACCCAAACCAUUACAGUAUUGAACUCGAGAAGCAGAAGGCGGAACAUGACAGAUUGGUUAAAUUGGCCGAGGAGAAAAAGCAGAACAUCCGUCGAAAGAUUGGAAAUUUAAGAAGAGCCUUUAAGGAGUUAAUGACGAGAAAUCAGAAACUUCCUCCACAUGUGCAGAUUACAACCGAUGAAUUCGAAAUUGAUCCCGAUCUCGUCACGGAACAGAAAGCUGAGGUGGAUAACAAAAUUGAACUUGUUCGUAAAGAGAUGGCUUGGGAAGCAGAAAAGAAGUCUAUUGGAUUGAAAAAACUACAAAACAGAUUUAAGGACGAGGUUGAAUGUGAUCGGAUCGUACUCCGCGCGUUCCUUACUCCUCAUCUUGUGACAGCCUUCAGAGCAGCUAAACCAGACUACCUUCACCAGCUGUUACAAGAGGCCGGAGGGACCAGAGGUGGGGAGGGAACUGACGGGGGAGUGUCAGGGAGAAAGAGCUUCUCAAGUGCAGCGCAGAAAGCAGCUCAGAUGAAGAGACGUAGCACACAAGAUAAGAUAACUGCAAACCAACAACAACAACAACAGCAGCAACAAGCUCCAGCGUCACAAGGCCAGCUGGGAAGCAAAGUCGCUAAUGCGCUAGCUAAAGCAGAAGCCCGCAGGCAAAAGAGACUUGCCAGACAAGGCGAGUGGGACGAGUUGUAUCGUAGCAAACCUGACGAAGGUUAUGAAGAUCCCAAAGAUGUGGCUGCCAUUAAAGAAGCGCGAGAAAACAUGGGCGAUUAUAAGCUGAAGACUGCUAAAGAUUAUGUGGUACCCGAAAGUCAAAGGGUGAAUGCGGAAAAGAAGAGAAUUCAACUCCUGAACCUCCUUGACCAGAUUCAUCAUUAUAAGUUUGAAUUCAACCAUUCAUUCUUAGCUCUCCGAGAUAAGAAAAUCAAGAUAAUCAGAGAGUUGAAGGAAGUGGUCGCACAACUUGAGGAAGUACAGCGCAAGAUCGACCCGUAUUCCCGACGGACCAUCCCGAAAAUACCCGAAAUGAUGCCCGAUGAAUGUCCCGAAAAGCGCCUUGAAUACACACGUGAGCAGUUACUUGAAUUCAAGAAACGAAUGGUUGAAAAGGUUAAUCAGGGAGAGCAGGGAGGGGGAUUUGGAGGUUUUGGUGGAUUUGGUGGCGGGGGAACUGAGACCUCAAAAUUGGCUCCAACAAGCAAGCCAGGGACACAGCAAAGGGACCGCUCUACCUCUUCUGUCUCUGUACAUUCCCUUGGAAGGCCCAAGUCUAGUUUGAGUACUUUGACGGACAAAGAAACCCCCGAGCCCGCGUUAGAGGACAUCAGCGAGGACCCGUCCGUGCUGGAGCAGGAGAUGCAAUAUGAAGAGCAAAUCAGGUUACAAUACGAACAAGAUGUAUUGAUCGACAAUAUCACCAGCACAUUGGAAAAAUUUGAUGCCGAUCUGCGAUACCUAAGACACGACAAAAUGCAUCUAGAAGUUGCUGUGAAGUGCGCUGACUUAAGGCAAGUUACUCUGUUUGAAGAAUUCAUGCUGCUAAAAGAGUUCGAGAAAAGAGAGAACAGCUUUGCUAACAAAGUAAACACUAAACUUUCUGAGAAGGAGGAGAUGCAGGAGAAGGUGGAAGACUGUCAGUUGAAAUUAGACUCUAAGAAACAAGACAUCGAAAAGCUACAAGAGCAGGAAAAAGCGCUGUACACCACAUUCACGGCAGCUCUUGGUGAGAACAACAAGUUCGAGUCGUUUUUGACACGCGUUUUUAAGAAAAAAAUCAAACGUGCCAAGAAGAAAACUCAAGCUGAGGAGGGUUCGGACGAAGAAAGCGAGGAUGAGGACAGCGACGAGGAUUUGUCAUCCAGUGAUGAAGAGGAUUCUGACGCAGAGGAACUGGACGACAGCGUGUGUCCACCAGGGUGUGACCAAGCUUUGUUCGAUCAGGUUUGUCAGCUACGCGAACGCCGCUUAGACCUGGAAGAAGAAUUGGCAGAAGAGAAGAAAACAAGCGAGUCCUUGAAGAAGGAAUCUGACGCACUUGUAAAGAAAGCAAAGAUCAUCGAUGGUGCCUUAAAAACGGCAGAAGCUGAUUUGGAAGCUUUCCAGCGUGAGAAGCAGCAAAAACUUAACGAACUGGACGUGGUUGUGGUGCUCAGAUUUCAUCAGAUCCAGUACAUGAUAAACAGUGUGCUGCCUCAGGAUCUGUCGCAGUGUCUUGUUUUUAACAGCCCUGGACUGGUACGACUACAGCACAGGAUCAAAGAGCUGGAAAAAGAGAAGGCUGAGCAGAAGAGACUUUAUAGGGAGCAUCGCCAGACUCAUGUGCAGCUCAUCCGCGACAAGAAAGUCCAGGAAAACAGGAUCGGUGAAUUGGAAGAGAAAGUUCGUAACAUGUUGAUGUUGAAAUUUGGCCGAUUGGUGGAUCUGGAAAAGCUUGAGACUGUUACAGUAAACAGAACUGUCGAGGAACUAAAGGAGAAACUCAGACAACAAGAGUCUAAGAGCGCCGCGGAGAUCGCCAAGUGGAACAGCAAGAUUGACUCCUACAAGGGCAAGGUGACGCAACUUACUCGGGAGAACACGCAGAGAUUGGACACUUUCACUGUUUUAUUGCAAGAAAAGAAAGAGCUUGAACAGAUGCUGAACUCACGACAAAAGUCACUUGGUACGGAGUUUACCGGAAGUCGUAAGGCUGACAUCCGGGAACGGCAGCGUUUGGUCCAGCUGGUGCAAUUGCAGGCUCAAGAAAUCGACGCUCUCAAGGAUGAAAUAACUUUGCUGUCACGUAAAGGCGGGCAUAUUCUUCCACCGGCACAACCGCCCCUCCCUCCUGGACAAACGCCCAUACCCAAUCAAUAACUUGUUAUCGAUUUUUUCUCGAAAAGCCGAGUUUUGAGUGUAAGAACUUAGUAGUUCUCAGGGUUUUUUUCAUUGUUCGCGUAGUUUUUUUUUAUACAUGCACUGUAAAUAAUGGAAUGGAGUUUGAAUAUUGGUCAGGAUUUCAAAGAUGGAGUAUGAAUAUUGAUCAGGAUUUCAAAGAUUACGUUCAAGCUUCGAAUAAAAAUACUUCGCUUUGAAAUCGGA
Molecule: messenger RNA, 7481 nt
Organism: Pocillopora damicornis (cauliflower coral)
Lineage: Eukaryota; Metazoa; Cnidaria; Anthozoa; Scleractinia; Pocilloporidae
Product: cilia- and flagella-associated protein 44
Molecular function (GO): protein binding
Source: RefSeq, a predicted model, not a curated record